This is a messenger RNA of Anneissia japonica, 2678 nucleotides long. RefSeq names its product G-protein coupled receptor 12-like. NCBI's taxonomy places the organism in Eukaryota, Metazoa, Echinodermata, Crinoidea, Comatulida, Comatulidae. Gene Ontology annotation, cellular component: membrane. Gene Ontology annotation, biological process: G protein-coupled receptor signaling pathway. The transcript has a single exon. The coding region runs from base 279 to 1262 and encodes 327 amino acids. Gene Ontology annotation, molecular function: G protein-coupled receptor activity. The record is from RefSeq and is a predicted model, not a curated record.
UCAAGUGCAUAUUUCCUGUUAUCGUCUGAGCAAGAUAGUUCACUAUUGCUAUUAUAUGUCAUUAUUAGUAUUAUCACCAAAGCUGAGAUAAACAACACCAAAGUUUAAUGUUUUCUUACUCACGUGACGUGAGUAAUAUUAGCCUACUGUGUUAAUAUUAAUUAAGAAACUAGUAUCCGCAAUCCUGGUGAAUCCCCUGAUUCAUUUUAACAUCUCUUAUCUGGAUUCAUUUAACGGAAGUUGGCUUUGACGAAAAGACUAUUAUUUUGUACCUUGCUAUGUCGGGUAAUGAUACCAACUCUACGACUACGGCCUCAUCAUCGCCUGGAGUUUCGAAAGACCCAUUCGUGUUUGUAUACUCUACAUAUAUACCUUUGAUAUGUUUAAUUUGCUUUGAAAAUGCAGUUGUGAUAUUAGCAAUAUUUAUAUAUGACACGCGGCGUAAAGGUAGGAUUGUUCUUGUCGGUAGUCUGGCGUUUGUAGACUUUGUAACAGGGGCAAUAUCUGUGCCAUUUGCAAUGAGAGGGUUUUUAUCAAGACAAUCUAUGACAGAUAUCAGCUCAGAAGAAUGUCAAAUAAUGUACGGUCCACUCAUGAUCACUGGUUUAGCAUCCUUUUUGCAUAUAUUUGUUUUAACAAUUGACUGUUUUACUGCAGUUAUUCUACCAUUUAAAUAUCGAACUGGCAUGUCGAGUACGAAAAUUUACUUGGCGAUUCUUGGAAUAUGGGCGAUAUCGAUUUUGUUCGGGAUGAUUCCGUACUGCUGGAAGUUAGAGAAGGAAGAUUUCCACGACUGCUAUCAACUGAACUCUGUAGGAUUGACUAUUCAAAUGCUAAUUAGCGGAAACAUUUGUUUCGUUAUCUUUAUUGUAAUAACUAUUUUGUAUAUAAGAAUUGCGAAAGAAGCACUUACACAUAGGCCUAGAAGAAAUAUCAAUCAAACGAUCCCACGUCAGCCUAAAAAGUAUGAAGAUUUCAAGGCUGUGAGAACGACGUCAUUGAUACUUGGUGCGUUUCUUUUUUGCUGGACACCGGUGAUUUUGAAGUUCAUUCUUCUUGGUUUUGACGUUAUUGAUAUUGACGAGCAGGCAUGGUUUACAUGGUUCGGUGAAGUGCUAGUUAUAUCGAACUCGGCGCUAAAUCCAAUCAUAUAUUGUUACAGCAGUAAAGAUGUAUAUAAACGCUGUAAAUCGUUGCUAAAGUUCACCUCUAACAUAAACAGAUCUGCAGGAACAAGCCGAUCAUGGGACACACCACUUUAAUUCCAUGAAAUAUCUGUUGAAUAUAAAAGAACACUAUGGACAGCAAAAUGCAUCGUAAUAUAGAAUUUAGAUGAUAUUUAAGAUAUACAAGUUAACGGUAUAAUACGUGUACAUUCUUUUCUCGAUUUACAGGGUAGUUUAUUUAUAUUUUCUUAAUACAGGCCUACCUGAAUAACUUGAUUUCAGAAGUUAUUUCAAUAGUGGCGCCAGGGUUUGCCCGACAGGGAUCUGAUGUCACCGACAGGGGUAACAAUAUCCCGGCCGAUUUUCCCCAACCAUACCAUAAAUGGACGGGACCAGGGCGUAAUUCCACGGAAACUCCAACUCAGUCUCCGAAGGCUUAUAUUCACUAAGCUGGUUUAUCUUCGGUGACUUGAAUUUUACAUUUUUACUUAUGCUUGGUAGUAUUGAUGUAUUUAUUGAUACUAGAAGCAACAAGUUCAAAUAUACAGUAUGUGCAACUUUUUAAGAAUACAGAAUGUAAUUCAUAGGUUUACUUAAUUUCGCUAACAAGAAGUGCAAUCAUUAACGAUAGUGUACAUUAUCCGGACCUCUACACUACACGUUAAUUUUAUCUCAUCCUUUUCGAAAUUCAAGAUUCAGUAUAGAUUUAUUUCAAAAUACAGUAAAUGGUUGGCUUGAAAUAUACAAUUCAUGUAAAAAAAAGACAUUAAUAGUAAAACAGUACCGUAAAAAUCAUUGAAGUGCUACAUUCUAUAUAAUAGUUGAAAACAGUAAUGAUUGUCUUGAAAUAUAUUCAUUUAAAAAAAGAAGAUGCAUAAAAAUAUCAAUAGUAAAACAAUAAAAUCAUUGAAGUGUUACAUUCUAUAAAGUAGUUGAAAACAGUAAUGGUUGUCUUGAAAUAUAUUCAUUUAAAAAAGAGGAUGCAUAAAAAUAUCAAUAGUAAAACAGUAAAAUCAUUGAAGUGUUACAUUCCAUAAAGUAGUUGAAAAAAAAACAUGUAAAAUGUAUCAAUUACAAAAGAAAUCAUCACCAUCAUAACAAUCGACGCAGCUCGACGCAAUGUGUUAACGCGUCGGAUCUGUGCGCGUUAUGCAUGGUUAAACGUAUAUCGCUGUUUCAUUGACUUGAGGCGUCCAUCAUUCUGAGGUUGUAUGCCUCAAACCUGAUUGAUUAAUUUGACAUAUAAUAACUUUAUUGUUAUUUAUCUCAAGUUGUAUAUCUAAAUAUUCAUAUCGAUUUUGUUUGCAAUGUUGUUAAGGUGCUGGAUUUAAUGCAAUUUUAAGGGUGAAUUUUGUAUGUUACGUAUUGUACAAUAUUGGCAUGUACAGUAAUUGUUUUUAAAAGUUUGUCCACUUUUAUUGUCUUGUAUUCAAGUUUGUGAAUAUUUAUUCGUGCUUGUGCCACUGAUUCAGAAAUAUAGUUUUGAAUAAAGAUGAUUACAGUGUUACACUU